CUCACAACUACCAUGAGCAUGCAGCUAUAAAAGGGAAAUGGAUGAUCACGUCCAUUCGAGGAGCGAGGAAUCUAUAUCGACUUAUACAGACACCUGCUCACCUGUGAAGACAAUCUCUAUAAUGAAUACAGACAAGCAUGAAGUUAACCCCCAAGAGGAAGAUGGGAUGGAAACCUGUGAUGAGGGUGCAGACAUGAAGGCAGACAUGAAAGUCGAGAAUGAAGAGGAGAAACCGGAUCCUGUUGGCAACAUAAAGCAGGAGUUAGACAAAAUGGAAGAUACAGAGCCUUCCAUAAAGGCAGAGAAAGACGAUGACAUUGUCCCAAAGGAGGAGCGGGACAGGGGCAGCGAGGACAGGAUGGAGGAGGGCUUUGAUCAGGAGAAAACUGAAGAGGAGGAGGAUGAAGAUACCCUGAGCGAACCACAGGACUUGUCUCUGGCGGACUACUUAAAACGUUAUGACAACAUUGGUCUUACUGACGCCCACACUCCUGCUGACUCCGAGGGAGGGUACGUGUCCGGAGAGCUGCCCCCACAACACGCUUCAUCUCAGGGCAAACUGAACUGUGACAUCUGUGGCCUGUCCUGCGUCAGCAUCAACGUGCUGCUGGUGCACAAGAGAAGCCACACGGGAGAGCGUCCCUUCCACUGCCCUCAGUGCGGAGCCUCGUUCACACAGAAGGGGAAUCUGUUGCGCCACAUAAAGCUGCACUCAGGAGAGAAGCCCUUUAAAUGUCCCAUGUGCAGCUACGCCUGCCGCCGUCGGGAUGCGCUGAGCGGACACCUGCGCACUCACUCUGUGGAGAAACCGUUCAAGUGUAACCACUGCAGUCGGAGUUACAAGCAGAGGAGCUCCCUGGAAGAGCACAGAGACCGAUGCCACCUGUACAUCCAAAACAAAGUCAACAACGACAAAGAGGACAGUCCCGCAUCAAGGAAUCAGAUGGGCUCUGAGCGUGCACUGUUGCUGGACAGGCUUGCCAGCAAUGUGGCUAAAAGGAAAAGUUCAAUGCCACAGAAGUUUACUGGUGACAGUGGAGUUUGUCUGGACCUGAGCUUUAACAAGGAGGUGGCCCAUUCAAACAUCAAAGACCCUCCACCCAGCUCACCUGAAGCCACCCCCCAGCUUCCAGCUCCUGAGGGGGACCCACCCCUAUCCCAUCAGCCCUAUCCUUUGGUUUUAACUCGAAAUGACCCCAGCCCCCUAGGUAUAACCAACGGCCACAAGAUGGGCCCUCCUCUGCUCCCUCCUACCUCCCAGCCCUCUGUUGGCAUGGACUCGUUCAGUAGUGACAUGCCUAAUGGCCUCUCCUUCCUGGGACAAGUUAUGAGGAGCAUGAUGCAUUACCAACAGGCCCAGCCGGUGCCUCUGUCCCCCCUCGAGGCCUUACGAGCAAUGGAGGCAGAUGGAGGAGCAGUGUACCCUUGCGGCCACUGCAAGCUCCUCUUCCUGGACUACGUCAUGUACACCAUCCACAUGGGCUGCCAUGGCUUUCGAGACCCCUUUGAGUGCAACGUGUGUGGGCACCGCAGCCGAGACCGUUACGAGUUCACAUCCCACAUAGCCCGCGGAGAACAUGGCCUGAAGUACAAUAAUCUGAAGUACACAUGAGUAUAUGCGUAAUGCAGAGUCAGCCUUACUCAUCUAAGUAGCCUCAAGAUUCAACAAAAUGAGGUAGCAGUUUUUACACUGUUGGGUGUGUUUCUGACUGGAUAGCACUUGGUCUUUAUACAAAAAGAGAAGAACACAGGUAGAGUAUUGGGAGAAGGUUUUAAAAUGUUUUUGUGAAAUGUGAAUAGACUGUUGAACAUGGUCAACUGGAUACAUACUAUUUUAAUUUGUAUAUGUUAUUGUUAUGUUGUUUUUGCAUAAUAAAACAUCGUUAUAUUGUUUCUCA
This is a messenger RNA of Periophthalmus magnuspinnatus, 1898 nucleotides long. Its product is annotated as zinc finger protein Aiolos-like. NCBI's taxonomy places the organism in Eukaryota, Metazoa, Chordata, Actinopteri, Gobiiformes, Gobiidae. Gene Ontology annotation, biological process: regulation of transcription by RNA polymerase II. The transcript has 9 exons. The coding region runs from base 38 to 1612 and encodes 524 amino acids. Gene Ontology annotation, molecular function: RNA polymerase II cis-regulatory region sequence-specific DNA binding; DNA-binding transcription factor activity. The record is from RefSeq and is a predicted model, not a curated record.